Molecule: messenger RNA, 557 nt
Organism: Trematosphaeria pertusa
Lineage: Eukaryota; Fungi; Ascomycota; Dothideomycetes; Pleosporales; Trematosphaeriaceae
Exons: 1
Coding region: 172-471 (99 amino acids)
Source: RefSeq, a predicted model, not a curated record
CACGCUUCACCACCGCAAUAUGCCCGUCAGGUGAACGCCCCGGAGACGGUCGUGCCAAUUCCGCUCUUGCGCUCUGACGGCAGCGGUCCGCGAGCAUUUACGUCUCUUUUCUCUUCGUUCCUCUCCUUCUGCUCGUUUCAGCGUUGAUACCCUGUACUACCUCACCCCGUCAUGGAUUCCAGUCACCGCCCUUUGUCAGCUUCUCAGCAUUCUCUUCCCGAUGACUCGCGCCCCGCCGAGGGCGAAGCCUCACAGGCCGGCCCCUCGCGCCUGAAGCCUGGAGCUCAGUUGACCCUGAUGCGAUAUCUGCAGGACCUCCCCGAUGCGGAAGUUCCGCCUACUGAUCCGGUGCCUCCCCGCUAUCACACUGGACGCUUGCCCAAUAGCAAGGCCGGCGAUGGCAAGCCGCGGCUGCUGCUCAUGGGCCAGAGAAGGUGCGCGAGCCUGCCGUGUGGAAGCUUGGUUGGCUGACUGAGCGCUGCAGGAGUGGCAAGUCGUCAAUAUCAAGCGUCGUUUUCCACAAGCUGCCGCCCAGCGAGACACUGUACCUGGAGACG